AUGCCACAAGGAAGCAUUCAAUGGCAGGGGACGCAGAGAAGAGCCUGCGGGCCUGGGGCUAAUUGGAACGUGCAGGUGGUGAGAGGCAAGGUGACAACGCGGUGCUUGUGGCACGCCUGCAAAGCUCUUGGAAUUGGGCUACUGCUAAUGCUUUUAGGAGCUUGCAUGGCGACUAUAGGAUAUUAUGCAGAUCAGUUGUCUGUGGCGCAAGAGAUCAGAGGUAAUAUCACGGUAAAAGUGAAGAACGAAUCGCGUGGGUUUCACCUGAAUAAUCUGAGCUACGCUGGUCCUGUAGUUAUGGGUCUGGGAGGCUUCAUUGUGGUAGCUGCCUGCGUGAUGACUUUCGAAGCGCGCGAUAGCGCGGCCAAGGUGGUUCCAGCUCGCUAUCGCUACAGCCAAGCAUCAACAAUAAGGAGUUCGAAAAGCCAACGCAACAGAAGGUCGACAUCGAGCCAGACAACAAAAUGGGACCAUCAGCUGGGCCUAUUUAGGGUAAACCGCAGCCCGAGUCCCAGUACGCACGAAGUCUCCAGGAAACAGCUGACGGCGGAGUUCAUGCAGUUCUCAAAGGAUCUGCGCGAGAAAGGUAUAACGCACUCCAUAAAGAAGAGCCCGAGCGCACCAACAUUAAUUGACAAGAAGUCACCGCGUCGAAGAUCGCCUAAAUACGCGGGUUGUUCGCUACUUAAUCCAGAGUUGCUGCAAAGACACGCUCUUUCGGUCGACAAUCCAAGCUACAGUCCGCAUCAGGUCAGCAGAGAAAGUCUGGAGCAUCAAAAGAUGAGUGGUAGUCAAGCCUCAAUGGCGAUGGAUCUGCAUAUUCCGAACAAAGGUCCUGUUACGCUUAAAGUGAAGGACCGAUCCGACACAGCGAGACGACAUCAGCUGCUUCGUCAAACAAAGGUGGAAGACGUCGAGGAAGUUGAUGAAGCUGUGCGACCACCGCCGACUCUCGUGCACUCGCCUAAAUUGCCAGGUGCCUAUUGCAGAUAUCCAGACGACUUUGUGCCAAGAAAAAGAAAUUCGAUAGACCUGAGAUUAUUGGAAGAAUUGACGGUGGUAACGAAAGAAUUUAGUAAGGCCUCGCCACGAGACUUCCGCAAAAUCUCCUCACCAAACUUCCGUAAAAUGUCCUUCGACAGAAUCGGGGGUGAUCGUCGCUUCGACAGAACAAUGGGACAUCGAAAAGCUAGCUUCGAGUUUCGAAGAAGCCCAGAUUUUCGAAGAGGAGACUAUAGGAAACUCUCGGUAGAUAGAUUCAGCGUCGAUUGUACCCGAUACAUGUUUGACGAGACAGAAAUGAAGUCACGAGCAAGCAGCGGGGAGAAUUUGCGAAGGCAAUCACGUCAUCCUAAACUACAUCAUUCCAGAUCGGACGACAACAGACGGCGAUCCUUUGACAGGCAUUCGAAGGAUCCACAGUCGAGUCGACAUUCCCUGAACACUCAAGCCAUUAUGAGUUCCGGAUCCGAUUGCGAGCCAAAAUACUUUACGACAGUGUCCCUUGACACCGAGGAAAGCCGUGGCGAUAAUUCUGAUGAGAGUCACGUUGUAGAUAUUGAGGAAGCGAAUGCUAGCGCUUUGUCAUCUGAGGGACCUACGGAGAAUGACAUGCUGCUUGAAGAACCAGAAUUGGAGAACGUCACGGAGAUCGACGUGGAAAGCUCGGGGGACGAUCUCGACAAUGGGAAAAUCGAAUUGCGCAGAUCGACAAGCGAGAGGAUCGAUACGACGUUACAAGGACAAACUCCCAUAAUUAUCGCUGAUGACAUGGAUUCGCAGACGAUAGUUAAGGAAGCGUCGCACAAUUCAAGACAAAUCGAGCGUAAUGAGAAAUAUGAAACAACCUUAUACAUAGAAGAUGACGAAGUGUGA
Molecule: messenger RNA, 1875 nt
Organism: Atta colombica
Lineage: Eukaryota; Metazoa; Arthropoda; Insecta; Hymenoptera; Formicidae
Exons: 7
Coding region: 1-1875 (624 amino acids)
Source: RefSeq, a predicted model, not a curated record